AUGCAGGAGAUAAUAGAGCGAUAUAAGAGGCAUACUAAAGACAAAGUUCAACCUGAAAACCAAGUUGGGGAACAGAAUCUGCAGCAUAUGCAGCAUGCGGCAGCAAGUUUGAUGAAGAAGAUAGAGCUUCUUGAAGAAUCUAAAAGGAAACUCUUAGGAGAAGGUCUGCAGUCCUGUUCCCUUGUAGAACUACAACAGAUAGAAAAACAGUUGGAGCGGAGUGUCAGUACCAUCCGAGCACGAAAGAUUCAAGUUUUUAAGGAACAAAUUGAACGACUAAAAGAAAAGGAGAAAAUCCUUGCUUCUGAAAAUGCAAUACUGAGGGAGAAGUUUGGUGGCCUUCAACAGAGACAAGGCUCAAGUGGAGAAAAGGAAGGUGAAGCUCUUUGUACAGAGAGUAGUGAAAAAUCAGAUGUGGAGACUGAAUUGUUCAUCGGACCAUCCGAGUGCAGAAUAAGGCGUCCCUUACAGAAUUAAUAGGUGAACAAUCUUUUGGACUAUCUGCAGUUAAGGGUAUAUAACUAAUUGUGAAAAUGGUCUUCAUGCUAAAUAAUUGUGCAUUUUUUAUCAAGCAACUAAUAAGACGUAUGUCUCUUAGGCGCAGCUGAUGGAACUUUUGAUCACUUCUGAGAUGAUUUGUACUGGGAUGUGUAUUAUAUUUUCCUUUGAUUGACACUCUUAGUUAAUAAGUUCCUUUCUUUAUGAAGUUAAGCACCUGUUUAGCUGCUUUCAUAUUUGUGGAACAACUAUAUAACAAAACAAUAUUCUAAUCACUCUUUAUGUCAGCAAAAUCUUAAGCAUCAUGGAUAUUGACUUUCUUGCUUGGCUCU
Molecule: messenger RNA, 830 nt
Organism: Nicotiana tabacum (common tobacco)
Lineage: Eukaryota; Viridiplantae; Streptophyta; Magnoliopsida; Solanales; Solanaceae
Source: RefSeq, a predicted model, not a curated record